UUAAAAAAACUUAUUUAUUAAAAAAACAAUGUGUGAUUUUCUACCAAUGUCCGUACAUGCGAUUUUGAACGAUGUGGAAACAAGCCUUAGUUUACCAGUACUCAUAGUUCUUGUUCUGUGCAUUUUGCAAUUUCUCGUUUAUCAUAUGAUGCAUUUAGCAUGUACAUUACGACAAAUACUUUGCAAAAAAUGUGAAAAAAAAAGAAAACAGAAAGGUCCAAAGAGUGGUUCUUGUAUAAUGAAAUGUUUAAAAGCAUUUAUAAGAAAUAUUAGAUCUAUGUUUUGGUUUCUAAUUGGUGGAUCUCCAUGUAGUAGUAUGGAAAAAAUAUAUCGAAAAAAUAAAAAUAAACCCUCUUGCAAGAGAUUGUGUACAAAUCAGUUGAAAUCUAAUAACAACGAUUGGAACGAUAAUGACGAAGAGGAUGAGGAUGAAUAAU
Molecule: messenger RNA, 437 nt
Organism: Ceratosolen solmsi marchali
Lineage: Eukaryota; Metazoa; Arthropoda; Insecta; Hymenoptera; Agaonidae
Exons: 3
Coding region: 29-436 (135 amino acids)
Source: RefSeq, a predicted model, not a curated record